AUGGAUGAAAAGUCCACGUUGCCACUCCACAACAAAGUGGAUAGGAAAAUGUGCAAAUGGAAAACACUUCCUCUCAUCAUACUCUGUAUAUGUUGCUUCUGGGCCAGCUAUUCGUCAACUUUAUUCCUUCUCAGCACUUGGUUUCCAAGAGAUGAAAACCCAAGUAAUCCUGAUGGUCUUUGCCCCAUUGUUCCUAAAAUAAAUCCAUCUAACCACAUUCAUAAUCCUAAGACACUAAAUUAUAUCUUACAUGAUGAGAAAUUUCACAAGCAGGAACGUGAUCGGUUAUUGGGAGCAAUUCAAAUUCCAACUGAAGUUUAUGAUGAUAUGUUGACCCCCAAAUUAGCAAAACAUUUGGACGAGCUACUCGAUUUAGAACCCAGAUGGAAACCGUUUCUUAAGUUCCAUAAGUAUUUGGAAGAAACUUACCCCUUAGCUCACAAACAUUUGAAAGUCGAAAAAAUUAAUCAUUUGGGGUUGGUUUACACUUGGAAAGGUAGUGACAAGGACAAAAAGCCAAUAAUUUUGGCAGCCCAUCAAGAUGUUGUGCCUGUUCAAAAAGCAACUUUGGAUCAUUGGACUUAUCCUCCGUUUGAAGGUGGAUAUGAUGGGACAUAUCUCUACGGAAGAGGUGUAUCCGAUUGUAAAAACCUACUUAUUGGACUACUCUCCACAAUUGAACUACUACUAGAAAAGGGAAAAUUCAAUCCCCAGAGAUCAAUCAUCUUGGCUUUUGGUUAUGAUGAAGAGAGUGCCGGUACAGGAGCAACUGAAAUUUCCAAACAUCUUCAAAUUCGCUACGGUCCCGAUUCCAUAUUACAAAUCAUCGACGAAGGUAAUGAAGCGUAUGAGGAAAUUGAAGGGUUGAAGUUGAUCUUACCAGCAACAGGUGAGAAGGGAUACUUGGACUCUGUAAUUGAAUUGUAUACCCCUGGAGGUCAUUCAAGCGUGCCACCAAAACAUACAUCUAUUGGAAUAAUGGCUCAAUUGAUUACUGAGAUUGAAAACGAUGCAUUCCUGCCGUUACUUACUCAAGUUAACCCAAUCAUGGGUGAACUUUUCUGUUUAGCUGAACAUAGCCCUAAUUUGAACAAAGAUAUCAGACGUAAUAUCUUGAAAGCUCAAGUUGAUGCAAAUGCCAAUAAAAAAGUUGUUCAGUACUUGGAUGCAAACUUGGAAACAAAGUAUUUGAUCACUACUUCUCAAGCUAUUGAUAUUGUUGAAGGAGGAGUUAAAUCGAACGCAUUGCCUGAACAUGUAUCAAUUUUGGUCAACUCUAGGAUAUCAGUUGAGGAAUCAGUUCAGAAUGUGGUCGACAAGUAUCAGUUUCAUAUUGAGUCCAUUGCCAAGAAAUUCAACCUUGGUCUUAUUUUGAAUGGGGAAGAGAUAAUCGAACCCACAAAACAAGGAUAUUUCAACUAUUCCUUAGUGGAGCCUCUAGAACCAGCACCAGUAUCACCCAUAAAUGGUGAAAGUUGGAACACAUUCGGUGGUGCUUUGAGAUACUUGUAUGAAGAUUUGGUGUUUUCUAAGCUGAAUGAUUCAUUUGUGGUUGCUCCAUUUUUAUCCACUGGUAAUACCGAUACCAAAUCUUAUUGGGAUUUGAGUAGGAAUAUUUAUCGAUAUCAGCCCGGGUUUCCUAAUGAAGAUAGUGGCAUUCAUUCAGUUGAUGAGAGAUUGAUUUUCAAUGGGCAUUUCCAUAUUAUUGCUUUUUACUACUAUUACUUACAAAUUAUAGAUAAAGCCGAUGAUGCAAAGUUUUAA
Lodderomyces orthopsilosis Co 90-125 is the source of this 1764-nucleotide messenger RNA. RefSeq lists its product as uncharacterized. Gene Ontology annotation, molecular function: metallocarboxypeptidase activity. The record is from RefSeq and is a predicted model, not a curated record. The coding region runs from base 1 to 1764 and encodes 587 amino acids. Gene Ontology annotation, cellular component: fungal-type vacuole lumen. The transcript has a single exon. NCBI's taxonomy places the organism in Eukaryota, Fungi, Ascomycota, Pichiomycetes, Serinales, Debaryomycetaceae.